AUGACCAUUGAUUCAACAAUACAAAUAGAUGUUUUGUAUCACCAAAGUGGUGAAAUACAAUUAUUUGAUGGAGAUAUUUAUAUUGUUAAAUAUCUUACAUCUUCAGUAGAACAAAAAAGAGUUAUUAUAGAUAAUAAUGCAUCAGUGAUUAUUGGAGGAUAUCUUGAUAAUGUUAUUGUUUCUAUUAAAAACAAAUGUUCAUUAGAAAUAGAAGGGAUUUAUUUCACUACUCAACUUGUUCAAUGCCAAAUAGAAAUUGAACAAAAUGCAAUGUUUUUUUCAAUUGAGAAUGAUCGUGUUGAUUUAAUUUAUUCACUCAUUAAAAUGAAUUACCCAAAUGAACAUGCAAUUGCCUUAUCUUCAACUGUGUCAUUUAAAGAAACUAACUUAAUUCUUCAAACAAACUCACAGUCAAAAAUUGAUUCACAAAAUUAUGGGUAUAUUUUAUAUUCUCCAAAUGGAUGGAAUGAAACAAUUAUUGAGUCAGUUGUAUUGAAUGAUGGAAAAAAAGAAACUUCUCUUCAUUUAGAAGAUGUGUGUGACUUUACAUGGAAAACAAUUCAUAGAGAUUCAAGUUCAGUAAAGUGUUUGCACAGUCCAUUCAACAUUUAUAGAGUUUCUAUGAAUGAGCCAAUUCGAUGGAGAAAACAUUAUCAUUCAUGGAACAUAUUUUUCUUAUCAGGUUCAGUAAUUUUUGUGUUAGGAUUACUUGGGGUUAUUGGAUAUAUACUUUAUUUUUCACUACAACCAACAAAAUCUCACUCAUUCAAUGAAUAA
This is a messenger RNA of Entamoeba dispar SAW760, 777 nucleotides long. RefSeq lists its product as uncharacterized. The record is from RefSeq and is a predicted model, not a curated record. The transcript has a single exon. Lineage: Eukaryota; Evosea; Mastigamoebida; Endamoebidae. Bases 1 to 777 code for a protein of 258 amino acids.